AUGUUCAGGUCGUCGCGCAAGGCGAAGGGCACGCCCGCUACGAACAAACAUGUCUUCGAACCUUUUAGCAAGCGCAUCGCACGUCUCAAGAUCGAUCCUAUACACACUGUUCGCGGCCGAAGCGCAAUCGAUGAAUCUUCGGAUCUAUCACAGAGUUACUUCCGAACUGCUCUAGAAGAGUGGUCCUCGCUCAACCUCACGGUAACCUUCGGUAGCUUCCUCCGCAGCGCCAGCCCUCUCUCAGAGACCCUCCCUCAACUUUUGCACCAUGCCGACCUCGUCUUCGAGCUCCUGGUCCAGCAUAUUGAGAAGAAAGACUCUUUAGCAUUGGAGCCUUUGCUUGAUCUGACUGCACAAUUCGCUCACGAUCUGGGUCAAGAGUUUGAGAAAUACUUUGGACGAGUUGUAUCACUUGUGGCAGAUGUUGCGGCUACCCAGGAUGGUUCCGACGUCGUCGAAUGGUGCUUCACCUGCCUCGCAUGGAUGUUCAAGUACCUCUCCCGCCUUCUUGUGCAAGAUCUCCGGCCUCUACUCAGAAUCUUCCGUCCGUACCUCUCCGCUCGCAAAGAGUAUAUCUCACGCUUCUCUGCCGAGUCGCUUGCGUUCCUGAUGCGUAAAGCCGCCAUCGCAUAUCCAAAAAGAAAAGCUCCUCUCACAUUGGCUCUGAAUGAGCUCUUAGAAGUGGAAAGCGGCUCGGGCGAAGGCUCUGACUACGGAAUUAAGUUUCUUCUCGUCGAAAGCUGCCUCGGGGUCGAUGCCGAGCUACACUCUGGAGCCCAAUCGGUUAUCAACUGUUUGCUUGAGACUGUGGCAUCAACAAGAGCGUCAUAUAACCCGAGGAGGACCGUGCAAGGGGUGUUGAUUGGUCUGGUGCACCAAACGGACAGCUCAAGCUUCGAGCCUGUCGUUUCUGCAAUUAUCAACUUUACUUCGGAUGCAUUGGCCGCGAGGAACGACGAACGCCUGGACCUUGCCGUAGAGUGGCUCCGUACUAUUUUGGGAGCAUGGAAAGCGACUCGUAUUUCUCAAUGGAAGGAAGUCCUGUCUGUUGCCGUCGCCCUUGCCGAGAACCAUCCCGAAGAGCCGCCUGGAGCAUUACUGCCGCAAGUUCAAGUCCUAGUUGCCUUGCUGCUGCAAUACGCGCCGAUGGAUCAGCUUCUUCCCUUCGCGGCACGGCUGCUUGAUAUCUCAACCAAGCAGUUGACACCGACACAGUUCUUCAGCUUUUGCACCGUGACCGCUGAUCUAGGCAAAGAGAGGUUUGGAGACCUGUUGUUACCGCGUCUCCAGCAGUACAUUGUGUCGAGGUUUUCCGAAGACGAGGCUGGUCUGAUCUUUGCGCUUGAUCGACUCAAUGAACGUGGUAUGACUGGGCCCGAACGCCUCGAAUCAGCGAGCAUAUGGGAUCAACGGAUACUCGAUCGACUCUCCGGCGACGCAGCUAUUCCCAGCGUACUGCUCGCAUCAUUUUGUCGAUUGCCUCACGUUGUUCGCUUCCCAGUCAACCGUGACUUCAAAAGAGUGAUCUCAGAUGCCAUGCAUCUGCGGAUAGUCGCGGCGUUGGAUGCAGCUGACCCCAAUAUGGACAGCAGCCGUCGUAUUUCAGUAGGCUGGCUGAUCGAGGCAUACAUUGCGCUAUCACCAACUCACACCGAUGCGGCCGUGCUAUGGGAACAGCUGAUGCUAGGACCACGUUCCUGUCUCCGUCUUUUGCCUUUUCUCCGUGGUUGCAAUCGACUCGCGUCUUUGUACGAGGUCACUGACUCCCUGGCAGAGCCAGCACGAAUGCGCAUCGUCGCUAGUCUAACAGAUAACUUGUUGGCUCCAUCGGAAGCUUUUCGCGAGCAGUCUCUUCUACUUCUUCAGACUUUGGGAAGUCGGUCAAAUGGCCCUUGGCUGAGAGAUACUCUCGACUCGCUCAUCGAGAUUCUCCGGAUUCCCUAUCUUCCUUCUAACGCACGAAGCAUAUCCAUGUUAUUGCGAAGACUACCCCAACGUCAAAAGGCCCGUCCAGAUGACAAGUUAUUGGCAACCGUCAUCCCAUAUUUCUGCUUGGGAAUGCUACAGAAUUACCACGACCAAACUCGAAAAGACUUGAGCCGGGCCUUGGGCGACAUGAUCGUCAAUACACCCCUGGAGGAUACGGUUCUCGACAUUCUGGGCUCAUGGCUACGGCAGCCUGUGGAAAGUGCGGCAGUGGCGUCCGCACCGCAUGUGGCGCCGCAGCAACAUUCUAUUUUUCAAGAUGCCAACUCAGUCCGGAUCGAAUUGGUUUUAAACGAGGUUUCAGAUCUCUAUGAGAGUCCCACCGACCGGAUGGAGGCAAUGGCGAAAGACGCACACAAAUUGGAGACUAUCAAAGCACCGCCAAAGAGUCGCAGUCUUGCGCUACAUGCUCUCAUGGAGAUGAUCGAGAUCGUAGAGCGGCGAUCCAGACUACUCUCACCCAUAUUUCUUGCAGCCCAAUUCACACGCACAACCAACGACGGCACCGAGCAUGCUGAGUCCUCCGAUUCGUCAGAAACACUCAGUCCUGACAUAACCGAGGCAGGCUGGUCUCUAGCUGAUCGGAAGCUAUUUGUCACUUUGUUUGCCAAUUUUCAGAACCCACGAGUACUGUUCCGAUCGGCAGAGGUUUACGAUAAGCUGCUCGAUCUAUUGAGCAACGGCAACGCAGACAUCCGGAAACAAGCAUUGCUUGCUAUUCUGCGAUGGAAGAAUGCUACACUUCUGAAGCAUGAGACCAUGCUCAUGAAGAUCAUCGAGGAGAAAAUACCAAGUGCUGACAUUGGUAUCAUGCUCAAUGCUGAAUCCGAGGAGAACAUAGUCAAGCCCGAUGAGCGGUCGACGGUCUUGCCGGUACUCCUCAGGCUCAUUUAUGGGCUCAUCGUUGGUCGAUCUGGAUCAUAUGGCUCUCAACAAUCGCGAAGAAAUACUCUUCUACGAAUGCUCUUCCGCAUGGACGAGGCCGAAGUCAUCCUCUUCCUCAACAUAUCGCUUGGAAAGCUCAAAGACAUCACGCUUGGCCAUGAUGAUACUUUUAGUGAUGAGCUUCUGCACCGUGAAAUCACUUCUCCAGAUCAGAGAUACGGCUUCGUGCGGAUGAUGUUAUCUCUUCUGGAGACGCUGCAAAGCCAGUUCGCCUCAUUCGGCAAACACGUCGUGGAGCCACUACUAUACUGUAUACUACGGUCAUCAUUGCUGACAGAUAGUCCAUCUGGGAACUCCAACAGCCUCGAACGCAAUAUACGAAAGAAUGGCAUUCAGUGCUUGACCAUGAUAUUCGAAACCUCAAGCGACAUUGUUUGGCAGCCCUACAUACGGCCAUUGUUCGCAAGAGUCAUUACACCACGCAUGAAGGCAUUCGCUGCAGAGAACUCUCAGGCGGUAUCAACCCUGCUACGACUACUUGCAGUUUGGUGUCAGUCCCCAAAAUUCAUCUUGUUCCUCACCGAUUAUGAUCAUCAGUUCUUGCCGGUCACGUGGGAAACCCUAGGCAGCCCUUUGACGAAACCAGCUGUCAAGGCCUUCAUCUUGAACGACAUGUUACUGCAGCUGCUUCACAAUGCCCAGAAAAGUGGUUCUGAUCCUACUUCGAACGUUGUGCUGCAGCGACAAGUACCGAUGAUUCUGCAAAGCAUGACUUCACUCCUGAGCUCAGCACCGGCAACUGAUGUGCUUCAAGCCAGCACCGCAGUGUUGCUUGAACUUGCACCCCUCACAACCUCAUCUAGUCACAAGGAUGCGGUCACUGCCCUCCUAGUCGAUCUCCUGGCCUCAUCCAAGCAUCGCUUAUCUCCGGUCGUCAAAGCCAGCCUUUUGAAGGCAAUCCACGCGCUACUUAGGUCUUCUGGUGGAACUAUGGAAUGCCCUGUCUUCGAUAAGCUCCUCGACUCGGUCUCCUCGCUCUUUAAUUAUUUCAAAGACAGACCGAACCGGAUAACGCUUUGUGACGCUCUUGAGACCAUGACAGAGAGGGACGACCGGCUGAGAGUUGCGUCAGAAAUAUGUCGAGGCCUCAACGCAAUGUCCAGUGAACGUCUAGACAACGUCGACUUCGACCGUCGUCUCGCUGCAUUCCAGGAGACCUCGAUUCUAGAGAUCAGGGAAGACACCGUAAGAGCUUGGAAGCCCGUCAUGCACAACCUCCUUUUCUUCUGUCGUGAUGAAGAUUUUUCUAUCAGAUCAAAUGCCGUGUCUUCGAUGCGAGGCUUCAUCAAGCGUGCAGCACCGGACUCCUCGACCGCUGUCUCGCAGAUGAUACACGGAACGCUCCUGCCAGCGCUUCAAAAGGGUCUUACACAUGAUUCCGAGGUUGUUCGCGCCGACAUGGUGUCACUGUUUGGUCUUCUGGUUCAAUACCUCGACGAGCCUCGCCUGAGUAACAUGAAGCCGCUGCUUGUUGACAAUGACGAGGAAGCGUCGUUUUUCUCCAACAUCUUGCACAUUCAGCAGCACAGGCGCCUCAGGGCUAUCAGGCGUCUCGUUGUGGAAACGGAAAAAGGGGCCAUUAGUGCCGCCAAUAUUGUACAAGUCUUUGUUCCCCUCCUUCAAAAUUUCAUUCGUGAUCAGUCGCCGGACGAUUCGACCCAAGGGACCAAGGGCCAGAGUCUCCUGGCUAUGAAAGUGCUUCUGCAAUGGACCGAGUGGAAACAGUUCAAAGGCAUUUUCAAACAAUACAAAACCGAUCUUCAGGGUGAAGAACAAGCUCAGAAGACCGCGAUCAAGAUGCUAUCGCAUGCAGCUGACGCUUUGUUGGAGGCUCGGAUUCAACAGGAUGUUAUCGCGCGUGAUCCACCGAGCAAUGUGUCACAUCUUGCAAGAUCGCUUCCGCCCUCCGAUGUGGUUGCUGAAGAAGUCAGGGAGCAACUACUUUCGAAACUAGCAGACUUUGUGCACUACAGAGACGAAAGAGAGAUGAGCGCUAGGCUACCUGCUGCGACAGUUGCGAUCAAAUUAAUCAAGCUGCUGCCGUUUGAAGAAGGCCAAAUUCUAUCGGCGCCUGUUGUCUUGGAUGUUGCAAACGUUCUCAAGAGCCGAGCACAAGAAUCACGCGAUGCUGGACGGGCGGUACUUGUCGAAAUCAUUGGACUACUGGGCUCUGGAAGCGUCCAAUUCGUACUGCGGCAGAUGAGAUCAGCGCUGCAGCGUGGCUACCAACUACACGUGCUCUCAUAUACUCUGCAUUCCAUUCUGGUCAAGCUAUCGCCAAGCCUAGGCCUUUCGGAUCUGGAUUACUGCACUAGCGAUCUGACAUCGGUCAUCAUGGACGAUAUCUUUGGCACUGUGGGUCAAGAGAAAGACAAUGAGGACUACGUCAGCGAGAUGAAGGAGGUCAAGAGCAAAAAGAGCUUCGACUCCAUGGAACUCAUUUCCCGGUGCACAGGCCUCGAUCACCUGAAACUUUUGAUUCAGCCCAUAACAGCGCUACUCACCGGAUCACUUCGGUCGAAACAAGUCCAGGAUGUCGACAAGUUGCUUCAUCGCAUCGGCAUUGGGGUUGGUCAUAACCCUGCCGCAAAUGAGCGAGGAUUACUGGUGUUCGCAUAUCACACGAUACAGAACUUCUAUAAGGAGAAGCCCGCUCCUAUCCCUCAGGCGAAGACCAAUAAUGAGCGCAACCGGGAGCGCUUCCUCGUCCAGGGUCCUGCUUCUCGUGCUGUCGGCUCCGCCUCAUCGAUGGUCUACAAAGUGGCGCGAUUUGCAAUCGACCUAGUGCGGUCAGCUUUAGUCAAGCAUAAUGAACUGCUGACUCCGGAGAACGUUCACGGUUUUCUGCCAGUCAUAGGUGAUGCACUCAUUGAGGGCCAAGAAGACGUUCAAAAGUCCGCCUUGAGACUGCUGUCUGCCAUAGUCAAGCUGCGUAUGCCGGAGUUGGACAGCAACUGCCCUCUUUACGCUGCAGAGGCUGUAAAGAUUGUGAAGAAUUGUACCAGCACAGACGAAGAAGUAGCGCAGGCAGCUCUCAAGCUUGUUGCAGCCGUUCUGCGAGAAAGGAAGAACGUCAAGGUUCGCGACUCUGACGUGGUUGAGAUACUCAAAAGAAUCACGCCGGAUAUGGACGAUCCCAGUCGACAAGGUGUAACUUUCAACUUCAUCCGGGCUGUUCUUGCACGGAAGUAUGAUCUUCCAGAAGUUUACGAUAUUGUCGACAAGAUCGCCGCUACGAUGGUAACGAGCCAAGGUCGUGAGGCCAGAGACGUUGCAAGAGGUGUCUACGUUCACUUCUUGGUCGAAUAUCCCCAGAAGCCGAGCAGAUGGAGCAAACAGCAGAAGUUCCUCGUCAAGAACCUUGACUACGAUUAUCCGGAAGGCCGGCAGUCAGUGAUGGAAGCUAUGAGCAUGCUUCUGAAAAAGAUUUCUGGCGACUCGGCUCAGCAGCUCGUUGCUGCCUUCUUCGUGCCCGUCGUUCUCCGCUUGGCAAAUGAUGAACACGGUGAGUGUCGCGAGCUGGCAGGCGCACUACUUGGCCAGAUAUUCGUCAAGGCGGAUCAACAACGAAUGAAAGAGAUGCUUGGGCCACUGGAAGGCUGGCUGGAGCAGGAUGAGAACACAUCACUCAUUAAGCUUGCGCUUCAGGCGUUCGGCAUCCUUUUCAGAGUCACUGAAAAGGGCAAUAACGACCAAGUCCAGCUAUGUCGAACGAGGAUCGGUGGACUGCUGCUGUCAGCAGCGUUGGAGGACGAUGCGGUUGAUCUGCAAUGUGCAGCUCUUGAUCUCCUCUCCAUACUAACAGAGGCCCGACCAGCUGCAGUGCUCUCGACCAAUGCCGAGAGCAUUUGGGCCUCGGUAAGAGCUCUUCUGUCUCAUCGCGGCCUGCGAAUAAGGCACAAAGCAGCUGCACUCGUCAGAUCUUUCCUGGAAAGCUGCGACUCGAAAGCGUGGUCGAGAAUUCCACUCGCCAAUGCAUACGGGCUCCGCUGGGACGCAGCGUCCUUGCAACAACCACUGCGAGCCUGCGUAAGGAUCCUGAGGUUGAAUCAAGAAGACGCUAAGCUCAACGACGAGAUCGUACCGAUCAUGGUCUUCCUUGGAAGAUGCUCAAGCAUCAACGGUCUGACCAUACCACUCAACAGCAACGCCGAUAAGUCCUUAGACGAGAUCGAAAACGAGGGGCAGGAGGAGAUCAAUCACGCCACCAGCUCAAUUCCAGCAACGCAGUAUAUUUUGGACCAGCUGUCCUUCGCCCUGCGACGUGAGACGACCACGAUGACAACCGGCGCCUUCCUCCCCAAAGUCGCGGCACUCUAUGUCCUCACAACACUUCUCCCGCACCUGAACGACUCAUCCCUCGCGCCCACCACGCUCUCCACACUCCUGCUACCACUCAUCCACCUCACCUCCACCUCCGCGGGCACGCCGCACUCCGCCGACCCCACCUUUGCCAGGACGUACGAAGGCCUCGUCACUGCCGCGCAGGACGCCAUGAACGCCAUCCAAGAGAAGGUAGGCGACGAAGCGUACAUCAAAGCCAUGACGGUCGCCUCCCGUGUGGCGAAGGAGAGGCGCGAGGAGAGGCGCCGGAAGCGGGUGAUCGAGCGUGUGGCUGACCCGGAGGCAGCGGCGCGCCUAAAGCGCAAGAAGGGCGACAGGAAGAAGGAGCGCAAGAGGGAGAUCGGGCAGCAGUUUGGGGUGAGAAGGAAGGCGAGAGGUUGGUGA
Molecule: messenger RNA, 7659 nt
Organism: Cyphellophora europaea CBS 101466
Lineage: Eukaryota; Fungi; Ascomycota; Eurotiomycetes; Chaetothyriales; Cyphellophoraceae
Exons: 1
Coding region: 1-7659 (2552 amino acids)
Cellular component (GO): 90S preribosome; nucleolus; small-subunit processome
Source: RefSeq, a predicted model, not a curated record